CACGAGUAUCAGAUAGGUGAUUGCUGGCCUUGCACUUCUCCUGCCUUCCUUCUCCCCACGUCGUUGCUCGUCACACCACACACAUGAAAGUCACACACACACAAGCAGGCAAACCCUACCCCUGCACUUUGCAAGAGAGGGACACAUCGAUCGAUAGACUUAAUAAGACUUGAGAGGGAGAGAAAGACGUACAGAACUAUAGCUUAGUUCGAUCGAGCUGUCCACUACAUCUCCAUUGAUCAAUUGUAUGAGCUUCCGUAGCUCCAUUCUCUUCCUUUCUCUACUAGCCAGUACAAAGCCAGCAGCUUCUAAUUUGGCUUGAACGAAAUAUACUCCAGCACCUUUGCAGCACUGUUGCUAGCUAUUAAUCGCGCCCACCAUGUACGCACUGACCCCAGCUCGCUGCAACCUCCCUCCGCUCCGCCGUGCGCCGUGCCGGCAGGCGGCCUCCACCACCACCACAUCAACGACGAUCACCACCACACAGAACCCGGCGGCGCUGGGUCGACGCGCAGCCGCCAACCCGGACUAUGACUCGCUACGCUCCACGUGGCAGCACCGUGCGUGGACGGCGGCCGGCACGGCGGCUGUCCUCUCCUCCCUCUCCGCAUCAGCCUCUCUCGCCGCCUCCGACGGCGCCUCCUACGCCCCGCUCGUCGUCUCCGCCGUCGCUGCCUACUCCCUCGCUGACCUCGCCACGGGCGUCUACCAUUGGCUGGUGGACAACUACGGCUCCCCUUCCACCGCCGUCUUCGGGGCCCAGAUCGCCGCCUUCCAGGGCCACCACCGCGUCCCGGCCACCAUCACCCACCGGGACCCCUGCAACAACCUCCACGCUUUAGCCUGUGCCGCCGCCUUCCUCCUCCCGCCCACCGACCUCGCGCUCUCCGCCGCCCACGCCCCCGCCUCAGCGCACGCCUUCGCGGCCACCUUUGCCGCCUGCGUCGUGCUCAGCCAGCAGUCCCACGCUUGGGCGCACGAGAGCCGCCGCCGGCUGCCCCCCGCCGUCCUCGCCCUGCAGGCCGCCGGCGUUUUGGUCUCCCGGGCGCAGCAUGGAAGGCACCACCGGCCGCCGUAUGACACGAAUUACUGCAUCGUUAGCGGGAUGUGGAACGGGGUGCUGGAUCAGUACAGGGUGUUUGAGGCCUUGGAGAUGGUCAUCUUCUUCCGCACCGGCAUCCGGCCCCGCUCAUGGGACGAGACCCAAGCCGAAUGGAGAGAGGAGGACGUCGUCGAUGCCGCCACCGCCGGUGAUGAUGCUGACAGCUCAUGAUUCACAUACUGAUUUCAUAUAUGUGCAUAUAUACAUCAUACGAUUGAUCCAAGAGUAUCACACGCUGUUCUUUUCCUCCAUUCAUCUUGGGCUUAAAAGGAUUUGGUGAAAAAUGAGUUAGUUAGAUGAAAAACAUUGUAAUUUUGUAUGAAUAUUUUGGGUUGAUUUUGAUUGAGGCAGCGGACACUCUUCUUGUUGCUUUUUGGAUAAAAAUCUUGUGGUUUAUGUAAAAAGAAAGGAACGAGGGAAAGAUGUGGUAAUGCAUGCAUGACUUUUUGUAUGGUCUUCGGUCUA
Messenger RNA from Brachypodium distachyon (stiff brome), 1567 nucleotides. Its product is annotated as fatty acid desaturase 4, chloroplastic. Lineage: Eukaryota; Viridiplantae; Streptophyta; Magnoliopsida; Poales; Poaceae. The record is from RefSeq and is a predicted model, not a curated record. The coding region runs from base 380 to 1273 and encodes 297 amino acids. The transcript has a single exon.